UCCAGGCUUGCACAGUAGUUCACGGCGAAGUACUCGAUGUUCUUGUAUUUUUUGGUAGGCUGUGUUAAUGUGAGCAAACAUUUAAAAUGCAGGACGCGUUGGAGGAAGAGCAAGUCAAGUCCAGGCGUGUCUGCAGCGUGGGCUCAACAAUACACUCGCUUUAAACUUUACACCUGCACUGCUUUGUCGCUUUCACAUUUAUAAUCAUUUCUGUUUGACGGUCAUGUCGCGCUGACAAGCCGCUGUCACUUUCGAUAGCAGUUAAAGAGCAUGUGAAGCGAGCUGGUCGGACUCAGACAUGGAGGCACCUGAAGCACACUCGGAGACUAAAAACACAACAGAGGGCUGUUUCCACAGGACUUUCUCGGCUCUAACCGUGGACGAUGUGUACGAGAUAGCUAAACUAAUCGGCACUGAGGUGGAGAAACUUAUCGACGGCAGUGGAAAAGAGAGCGUCGUGGGUUUGGUGCCGAAAAUAGUGAAAGUGCUGGAGCUGCUGGAGAGCUUCGCGUCGAGGAACCAUGCUCACAAACUGAGGGAAGAGGAGCUGCUCAAGACCUUCGAGACCAUACAGCUACAGCAGCAGAAGAAACGCGUGGGGAAGGAAAGCGAGGAGGGCAUCGAUAAACAUGAAAUACGGCAGGAACUGCAGCAGAAGGAGCAGCAGUGGAGGAAGAGGUGUGAGGAGCUGCAGGCGCAGGUGCAGCAGCUGCAGGAGAACAGAGAGGAGCUGCAGAGCAGGCUGAGGGGCAGCCAUGCACAGGAGGACCGUGUCCAGCGGCAGGAGCGAGAGGUGAUGCUCAAGUUGAAGGAGGUGGUAGACAAGCAGAGAGAUGAGCUGAGGGCAAAAGUCCAGGAGAUAGCUACCAUUUCCAAAGAGGCGGAGGCGCUUCAGGAGCAGUUGGAGCGCUUCAUGAAGAUGAAUGCAGAGCUGCGACACAAGCAGAACGUGCUGCAGGCCCAGCUGAAGAGCACCGUGGAGAGGAAGGCUGACAUGGAGGCCGACCUGAAGGAGAAGAGCAAAGAGAUAGAAAACCUCCAGACACAGCUGGACAGAACCAACAGCAACGACCCUGUAUGGAUCACUUCCAGUCCAAGUCAAAUCGCUCGUGAGUCCAAGAAAAAGUCGACGGUCGAUCAGAAGGAUCCCGAUCAGCCGUGCUUCACCAAGAAGGAGGUGCGUGACAUCAUUUUUGAGAGGAACGAGCUCAAAACCAACCUCUUCCUGGUGCAGGAAGAGCUCAACUACUAUCAGAGGGAGAUCCUGAGUGAGGAGAGGUGUCCAGGUUUCCUAUUAGAAGCUGUCCGCUCUGCCAUUAAUAAAAGGAGAAAGCUCAUUAAGGCAAAGAUGCUCGGGAUUCCUGUGAGCGAAUGCAGCAGCAGUGAUGAGGAGGAGAGGAGCUCUCUGUUCGGGCAGACAGAAGUAGAUGGCGCUGAAGUUGACGGCACGGACAAACCAGCUGACUCACGCAUACGAAACCUCUUUGGCUUCCUGACGCGGUCAGGCAGCGGCCGGAGCCCCACCCACAUGAGCAACUCCGCCUCCAGCUGGGAGAUCAUCGGAGACUCAGAGGCUGCGGAUGAGACGGGGCAGCGACCGCCCCCCUGAGCCCGGUACGGACCACGAGCUCACACUGUUAGACGCCCUUCUUCCCUCAGUCACAACUUCUUCCUCAGUUUGUAAAAGAAGGUGUGGUUGUGACUCAGGCAAAAAUUACAAGGACAUUAGGAGCUCAGCCUCAGUGUACAUUACAAAAAGGCAUUAUGUGAGUGUGGAGAAGAGAACGUCUGAACCUUUUUAAACAACUUUCAUUUCCUUUUGCCACUCCUGCCCUAAAUCCCCCUAUUUUUCCACAGAAGUGAUGAAUAAGUACAUAAAGUAUGGUACUACAGUAUAAAUGGUACAGUGUACCACAGUAUUAAGAGGGAUACUUUUUAACUCACCACAUUUUAUCCUUCAUCAUAAGGAAAGUGAAAAAAUGUUUAUUACUUAUAGAUAUUUAUAUAGACCUGCAAACAUUCUCAUCAAAAACCAAAGACAUUACAAGGUUAUAUAUACUGAAGUGAGACUUUCCCUUCUAGUUACAUUUAAAACAGUAUAUUAAGUUCACCUCUGAUCCACAAGAGGGUGUUGUUUCAUAUUACAGUUAACGAUCAAGAUUUUACCACAGAUCUGUAACUUUUACCUCUGUAGGGGAAUUUUUAAGCCAUGUGUGUAGUCAUGUAUUUUUUCAUGAUUUGAAGCACUUUUAUUCUCAAGGACAAGAAAAGAAAGUCAUAUUACCAGUCUCUUCCAGCAGUGAGUGCAUUUUAAGCCCUUACGCCUUAACUUACUGUUUUAUUGUUAAAAUGAUAUUUUCUUAGUUUUUAGUCAUUGCACAGAGCCAAAGCCUUUGGCUGGAGGGUGUUUGAUGCUGAUGCCACAUGUCUGCAUGUGUGUAUGUGUGUGUAAGCACAUGUACUCUGGCUGGUGUACCAGCUUCUUACAAUUGGUUGUUUAUAUCAAAGGAGCAGUGUGUAGGAUUUAGUGGCAUCUGGUGGUGAGGUUUGCUGAUCCCUUUGUUUCCAAGCCUGUGGUGGCCUUCAGGUAGUGUAAAAGCGGGGGUGACCCUAUUUAGAGCCAGUGUUUGACAGCCCUGGGCUACGCUACUGUUGAAGAGCAUCCACUCCAAAUGUAGAUUAAAAAAGGGCUCAAUUUAAGCAAGGGUUCUUAGUUUCAGGUGAUUAUACACUAAUGAAAACAUGAUUAUGAAUAUUAUAUUCCACCUCUGCCAACAGACCCUCCUAAAUACGACACACUGCUCCUUAAAAGGAUGCCUAUCAGCUUUCUUGUGGAAGUGAGAAAUGGCAUAAUUUUUUUUUGUGUUUUUGUUUUUUUUAAUUUCCCACCGUUUUUAGCUGACAAGUUACUAUAAAGUAGGACUGUCAUCUGGCCCAAAAAAUCCGUCCCAACCCUACAUGAACCCUCAGAGUUGCUGUCCAAGCACAACCGGAACUCGAACCACAGCAGCAGUUUUCGGCCCGAGCCUGAGUAUAAAAAAACAUAACCUUUCUAAAAAUAUAUAAAAUAUGAUAUUUUAUUUAUAAAAACAUUUAUGACAAGAUUAAGUCAAUUUAAGUUUUUUCGAGGUGCGUUCGUACAUAGUCACUCUGAGCACCAGAGUACACACUAACACAAACACAAGGGUUCAUAGUUUUGGGCACGUUAGGAAUAUGCCGUUUGGGUAGAACAACGAACUUUCAGGGCGGCGCAGCAUACUCUGGAGAUGGAGCGGCAAAGUGCCAUGCACAGUGAAAGCCAAACUUAACCAUUUGUGAAUUCAUAUGAAAAUAGAGCGCUCUAACACCGGGAAAUCAGUGAGAACACAACCUGAUUCAAACCCGGGCGAAUGUUAAGAAAUUAUGGCGGUUUUGGGACAGACCCAAUCAUGUUCAGGCAGAGAAUCAAAGCUCUACCAUUAGAUAAUCACAAUCACUCUGACUGAUCUCUCUUUUGCUUCUAAACGUCUGACUUCUAGACUACUCAAACGACAGAUCAGUGGUAUAAAUGUUGAGAGACAGUGAACGACCUUCCAGUCAGAUCAUGUUUUCUUAAAACAUUGUGUUUGGAAUUUAUUUUUGUAAGCAUGUUUUUGUCUGACAAUACGGAUUUAAGAUGUAAUUUGCCAUGUGAAUGAAUUUUAUUGCUGAAAUGUGAUACAAACAAUUCAAAAUGUGGAUUUUCUGUGAUGUUGAGAUUUCAAGAUUCAAUAAAAGUCCAUUAAACACUGAA
Molecule: messenger RNA, 3772 nt
Organism: Plectropomus leopardus (leopard coralgrouper)
Lineage: Eukaryota; Metazoa; Chordata; Actinopteri; Perciformes; Serranidae
Source: RefSeq, a predicted model, not a curated record